AAGGACAAUACACAACUGGUCGAUACCCUAACACAACCUGAAAAUGCAUAUGUCGUUAAAGGAUGCCCGCUGCGCAGCACAGAACAGUGAACAACAACUGAAGCAAGCAAUGCUCAGGAUGCAGGUGUAAGGUUCCGGGUGUGCUUCUUGGUGAACAAGAUACUGAGCACCAUGAGCUAUGAUGCUGUAAUCGAUGAUGAACUGUUUCAGAAAAUCUAUGAAUCCAUGCUAGAGAGACUUCGAGACAAAGUAUUUAGUGUAAGAAUCCAGGCAGUGCUUUCUCUUGCAAGGUUACAAGACCCAUCUAAUAAAAAUUGCCCGGUGAUUGAAGCCUAUCUCUUUCAUCUAAGUCAUGACCCUUGUCAUGAUGUACGUCGUGCUGUGCUCAAUUGUAUUGGGGCUUCCACCAAGACUUUAGGUUCUAUAUUGGAACGUACAAGAGAUGUUAAAGAUACGGUACGUCGAGCUGCAUAUAGUUUUCUAGCUCAAAAAGUCCACAUUCGCUCAUUGACUAUUGCUCAACGAAUUAGAAUUCUUCAGGAAGGAUUACACGAUAGAUCAGAUGCUGUCCGCAGAGUAGUUGAACAGAAUCUUCUCCCAGCAUGGCUAAAGCUUUAUAAUAACAACAUGGUAGACUUCUUGAGGUGUCUGGAUGUCCAGGACUCAGCUGAAAUAGCUCAACUUGUUUUGAACACACUGUUUAAACUUCACACACCACGAGAACUGGUUGCCGACUUCAACCUUUUGUCAGAAGAAAAGAUAAUCCCUAAGAAGAAUGCUUCAUGUGAAAGUGUUUUGUUUUGGUGCUGUUUGUGUCAAUAUCUAAAAUCCCAAAAGACCAUUACAGCUGAUGAGUGCAUUGAAUCAAUUUUGCCAGAGUUGACCCCUUAUUGUCACUAUAUGAAAGAGUAUAUCUUGAAUCUGGAUGAAAACUUGGACAUUGAAACCAAGCUAGAACAUGAAUUUGUAUGUCAGCAACUACUUAUUCUGGCUGGAGAAUAUGACUUAGGUGAUCAAGCUGGCCGAAAUUGCCUGAACAAGUUGGUUACUGACCUGCUCAUGUCACCUAAAGUAGAGGCUACCCUAGUAAAGCCAUUGGCAGCCUGCUAUCACAAGAUUCACACCAACCCUGAGAAUUGCUUCACAGGGUUGACUGAGAUUAUAGCUGAUGUCAGAGAACCCAUUAUGACAGUAGAGAAUGAACUGACUGAGGAGGAGAAACGGAAGAUUGAGUUGAAGCUAGCCAAGUUGCGAGUGGACAUGAAUAUUCUGAGAGAAGAGCUGGAAAAUUGUAUUAAGAACCAGAACUUCACUAGAGCACAGGAAGUAAAGGAAGAACUGGCUGCCUUGGAAACUAAGAAGGAACUGCAGCAAAAAGAGUUCCAGCCUUUAUCUCAAGAAGUUCGUGUGGAGAAGGAUGCCAUGAAGGUUAAUCAUUUGGAGUUUGACUUUAAUUCCAGUUACAAAUACAUUUAUUUUAUAUCCAUGUAUACAGUGCGAGUGGAGUACACAAGUCACCAAUUUGAGGAAGCUUACUAUUAG
Messenger RNA from Limulus polyphemus (Atlantic horseshoe crab), 1542 nucleotides. RefSeq names its product condensin complex subunit 3-like (gene Cap-G). The record is from RefSeq and is a predicted model, not a curated record. The transcript is spliced from 9 exons. The coding region runs from base 172 to 1542 and encodes 456 amino acids. Gene Ontology annotation, cellular component: condensin complex; condensed chromosome; cytoplasm. NCBI's taxonomy places the organism in Eukaryota, Metazoa, Arthropoda, Merostomata, Xiphosura, Limulidae. Gene Ontology annotation, biological process: mitotic chromosome condensation.